Messenger RNA from Populus nigra (black poplar), 2812 nucleotides. RefSeq names its product zinc finger protein CONSTANS-LIKE 9. Bases 180 to 1616 code for a protein of 478 amino acids. Gene Ontology annotation, molecular function: protein binding; zinc ion binding. Lineage: Eukaryota; Viridiplantae; Streptophyta; Magnoliopsida; Malpighiales; Salicaceae. The transcript is spliced from 4 exons. The record is from RefSeq and is a predicted model, not a curated record.
GCUUGUUUCUGCUCUUGGAAACUAUUGCAGAAAAAAUUUACUAAAAGGAAAGCUGUCUUUUAAUGUUAAAGGUAUCUGUCGGUCCUGAAACGAUUCAUGGAGUUAUUAUUUACAAAACUGAAACUUUAACCUAUGAGUUUUUGGAUUUGUGGGAUCAUUGAUGACCUGGAAAUAAUUAAAUGGAGAAAGUUUGCGAAUUCUGCAUGGCCUUGAGGCCAGUCGUUUACUGUAACGCUGAUGCAGCAUAUCUUUGCCUUUCCUGCGAUGCAAAGGUCCAUUCAGCUAAUGCACUUUUUAACCGGCAUCUCCGUACCCUCCUAUGUGACUCAUGCAGGAACCAUCCAGCUUACGCUCAGUGUUUGGACCACCGGAUGCUGAUGUGUCUUGGCUGUGACCGGUGCCUGCAUGAGGUCUCCUCCCACCAUCAGAAACGGCUACUCAGUAGCUACUUAGGAUGCCCUUCUGCUAAAGAUUUUGCAUCACUUUGGGGUUUUGAAUUUGGGGAUUUGGAUAAAAGUAUUGUUAAAGAUCAACUAGUUUCCACCCCAUGCUCUUCAUCUGUGCAACCUAGUGCAUCAAAAUUUGACAUUCCAGGGAAGUCUUGCCAACAAAUUGGACGGUCUUCAAGAAAAUCUAGAGUGAUUCACUCAACUUUGGUCUCUGGUGCAGAGUCUGAUGUUGGAUCAGGCAAUCAACAACCUGAGUUAUCGUACAAAGGUCCACAGCAGGAAAGUACCUGCUUUAUUCUGGAACAGAUUCUUGAUUUGAAAAGGCUUCAGCUCACUGAUGUCAACAACAAUACUCCUAUGAAACGUGGUCAAGAACAAAAAAACAUUUCUUCAAUGCUGAAUACCUCAAAGAAGCUUGACUACAAUCUCAAUCAUUCACAACAUUCUCAAGAUCUUGUUACCAAUCUUCAACAAGCUGACUGCCAACGUCAGGGUCUAAAAGUGGAUUCUUUGCCUUUGCCAUUUUCUCAGCCAGAACAUUUACCUUUCUUUUCAACUGCCGCAAAUGCUUUGCCUGGAGAAUCCUUUUGGCCAUACAAAAGUCCAAUAGAGAAUAGUCAGUUGUGGUCUCAAAAUAUGCAAGACCUUGGGGUUUGUGAAGACAUUAUUUGUCAUGAUGAUGAUUAUAUCAUACCUGAUGUGGAUAAAACAUUUUGCAACUUUGAAGAAUUCUUUGGGGGUGAUCAAGAUCCAAUUGGAGCAUUUCUUGAUGAGAAUGAUUUCUCAUGCUCCUUCAUUGAGAAAGAUAUGCCUCCUGAGAAAUCCAAUAACAGUGAUGGAAGAGCAAGGAAGGAUGCUUCUGUUACUUCAUCUGUUUACAUAAGCUGCUCUGCUCACAUUGACAAUGACAAGGAUCCUUCCAACCAAGCUUAUAACUUUCCUGGAAGUCUUGAUCCUGCUCAGACAAUCAGGUCUCCUUAUUCAAGAUACUCCAUUUCAAGUCAUGGUGCUGAAAGCAGGAGUAAUGAAUAUCUUGACAGUGAACUUUCACCAUAUAUAUCUAAUGGUGAAGCAUCAUGCUAUUCACCCGACCUUGAGGAUGCACAUACAGAGGCCCGAGAAAAUGCAAUGAUGAGGUACAAAGAGAAGAAAAAGGCUCGGAUGUAAGUAUAUAUACCCCUGCCAGGAUUUUAAAACAAGUAUCAUGGAUUUUAUUUCUGAGGAUCUGAGUCAAACUUUUGCUGCUUGGUUCAUCAGCAACAUUAUCUUCUCCAAUAAGUCAUAUAUUUUAUUUGGUCUAUCUAUGACUCCAUGUAACUUUUGAUACAUGACUACCUUCUUUUAACUAGCGAACAAAAAAAUGUUAUCAAAUUAGUAUCAAGGUCUGAAGGUCAUGAAUCGGAACAGUCCAAAACUAAAUUUUAUCGUCUAUAGUUACAAUACCAAUAUCAAAUUGGGAAGGGCAUAGAGCGAAGACUAGUUCAUAACGCUAGGAUAUCCAUCAAUUGCAUGCUAGCACUGAAGAAAUGCUGCAAAUGUCCAAACUUUGCCCUCUUUGUAUCUUAUUAUUAAUAUAAAAAAAAAGGUGCAUCUAUUUUUAUGCAGUUUCUCUUUUAUCUUGGGUGACCAAAAAAAAAGUAGCAAACCCGAAAAUAAAUUUAGUUCACUCUGUUUUGGCUUUGAGCAUCUUUAUGUAAAUAAACCACGGCACUGUAAAUGUUUUUUAUAGCUGGUUGUUAGGUUGCAAAAGUUGUAAAUCACAUGGAAUGUGUACGAGAAGGGCAAUAGUACCACUGGCUUAAUUAAUUAUGGAAUAUUGGGAGUUAAAAGUGGAUAAUGGCCUUGUCGUAAUCCGCCAUAAUUUAUAUGGCUCUCACGUGCACAAGGAGAUGAUGUCUGCAUACUAGACUUGCUAGUAAUGGAUAAUGAUGCUACAUCAUAUAUCAUGUGGCUUAACUCAUGCUCUGCUCAAAGAUUUCCCGUGGAUGAAUAUUUUGUGAUGGCAUGCUGGAGUUCCAACAAUAAGGUAAUUGUUGCUUUAUAUUGUUCAUACACUCACUGAAUGUGGUGCAUCAGGAGUGUUCUAAAUCAUCCAGUUUGUGGAACAAAGAUAAUGGGGCCUUGGCCUGAUUUCUUUGGCAGAGACCAUUGUGCUUUUUCCCGUGUACAAAAAACUUGUAUUUCGGACUGUACAUGUGUGUAAUUUAUUUAUAACUUGCAGUUUAAAUUCAUGAGCAAAAAGUAUGUAUAAUUUUGAUUAUGCUCUCUUACAAUAUUUGUCUAUUUUUUCUUUUUUCCAGGCAAGACAAGCAAAUUCGAUAUACUCCUAGGAAACCUAAGAAUGAUGUACGGAAGCGUGGAAA